AUGAGUGAUAUAGAAUUAAUUAAUCCUGAUCAAUAUCAACAAGUGAGGAGUAAUAGAUAUCAACAAACACCCAUACUACACACACUACAACAGCAACAGCAACAGCAACAGUCACCUUCAAAUUCCACCUCACCCCAACAGCAACAGUAUAGUAUAAACACUAGCAAUUUUCCUUAUAGACGAUCUCCUUUACAUCCAACAUCAAAAUUAUAUUCACAACCUCAACAAUCAUUCAAUUCAGAGUGGGUAGAAGAUCAAUCAUAUAACAAUUCCCCUUCCAAGCUAUCAACGUUAUUAGAACUUGAACGUGAACGUGAACACAACAAUAACACUAACAAUAUGGCAGGUACAUCUAUUGAUCCAUCCAAAUUUGAAACCCCAUCUAAAUCAUCUACCAACCAACUUAAUUUCAACUAUAUUAAUACCCCAGUUUCUCAUCACAAAUUAGAUAAUAAUAAUAAUAACCCGACUAAAGACAAUUACACUGAUAAUAACGAUGAAUAUAUUGAAAAGGCAUCUACCACUUCUUCUUCAACCACCAUAGCGACCAGAUUACCAAAAGUUAGUAAUUGGGAUAUUUUUUGGUCCAUGCUUAAUGAUCUUGUUGGUAAAGAUAAAAUGGCCAAAGUUGGUCAAUAUACUUUACGAUUAUUAGUAUAUCAUGCUGGGAAAUCACAAACUUAUUUAUCAGAUAAUAAUAUAAAUAUUAAAAUCAUUAAUGAUCGGUAUAAUGAUAUCACAAAAAAAUUGAAUUUAUUUAAAAAUUUUCUUAAUCAUCCAGCAGAUUUUAUUAAAAUCAUUGUUAUUUUAUUUCUUUCAAUUUUCAAACAAAAAGCUGCCGGGAUGAUUAAUGGAUUAUCAAUGUAUAGACAAUUUCUUCGAUUUGGUAAGACUCCAUUUAGAAUUAGAGAUUUAAUUGUUAAAUUUCAUAAUAAUGUUCUUAGUAACUCCUCCAAUGAAAAAGUUCAAAUUAAUAAAUCGAAAAUAUUUGAUCGUAAAACUUUGGGACAAUUUUUAUCUUUAUAUUAUGGAAUCAAUGAUGAAUCAAUAUUGCUUUAUAAAUUGAAUGUUUUAUCUAAUGGUGAUUAUAAAAAAUUUGUUAUUAAACAUGAAAGUAUAGCUUGGCAUUGUGAGACUUGGUUGGCUUUAUAUAAUGCUUAUGAGAAUUUACAAAAUUUAUUACAACAAGAAAUGGAUUUGAAAAUUCAAAUUCAAGUUAAAAAUAAAGCUAAACAAUUAUCAAAACAGAUCUUAUUAGGUGGUAAUGGAAGUAAUAAUUUAAUUGGGUUUAAUAUUUCAACUACUACACCAACUUUAAAUAAUGAAGAUGCUAAAAAUUUGUCACAAAUUCAAUUUAAAAAAAAUAAUGCUUGGAUAGAUAUUUAUAAGAAUUUAUCAGAUUUGGCAUUCAAUACUUAUACGGUGUUUAAUAUUGCUUUACCUUUUGAUACUUGGCAAAUAUGGAUGGGUAUCAGUGCUUCAGUAUUGAGUACCAUUAAAUUAUAUAGAGAAACAAAGCAAAAAAUGAUUGAAAAAGAAUUGGGGAAAUUGAAAUCAGAUUGA
This is a messenger RNA of Candida dubliniensis CD36, 1563 nucleotides long. RefSeq lists its product as uncharacterized. NCBI's taxonomy places the organism in Eukaryota, Fungi, Ascomycota, Pichiomycetes, Serinales, Debaryomycetaceae. Gene Ontology annotation, cellular component: peroxisomal membrane. The transcript has a single exon. The record is from RefSeq and is a predicted model, not a curated record. Bases 1 to 1563 code for a protein of 520 amino acids. Gene Ontology annotation, biological process: peroxisome fission; regulation of peroxisome size.